GCGAGCGGCGGGAGCGCAGCGCAGGGAGCGGACGGACCGGGAGCCGCGGCGGGAGGAUGAGGCUGCGCGGGCUGUGGGUGCUGCUGCUCCUGCUGGGGCUGGCUCAGAUCGCACUCCUGGCGCGGAGCGCGGCGGCGCAGGAGGAGGAUGGCGACGGAGAAUCUGUUACAAAAGAAGCUGAUGAUGAAGGUGAUGAUGAUGAUGAUGAUGAAGAAGAUGACGAAGAGGACGAUGAUUCUGUAGUUAAAGAAGAAAAUGGUGUAUUAGUCUUGAAUGAUGCAAACUUUGACACCUUCACUGCAGACAAGGACACUGUGCUGCUGGAGUUCUACGCACCAUGGUGUGGGCACUGCAAACAGUUUGCUCCUGAGUAUGAGAAGAUAGCCAAAACUCUGAAGGAAAAUGACCCUCCUAUUCCAGUAGCCAAAAUAGAUGCUACUGCAGCCACUUCACUGUCAAGUCGUUUUGAUGUCAGUGGCUACCCAACCAUCAAAAUCCUGAAAAAAGGCCAAGCUGUUGACUAUGAUGGGUCUCGGACAGAAGAUGCUAUUGUGGCCAAAGUCAAGGAGGUUUCUGACCCCAACUGGACCCCUCCACCCGAAGCUACUCUGGUAUUGACCCAGGAUAAUUUUGAUGAAGUUGUGAAUGACGCUGACAUAAUCCUUGUAGAGUUCUAUGCUCCAUGGUGUGGACACUGCAAGAGGCUUGCUCCAGAAUAUGAGAAGGCAGCCCAGGAGCUCAGCAAGCGCACGCCUCCCAUCCCCCUGGCUAAAGUCGACGCCACGGCUGAGACGGAGCUUGCAAAGAAGUUUGAUGUUACUGGCUACCCAACUCUCAAAAUCUUCCGCAAGGGCAAACCUUACGACUACAGUGGUCCGCGGGAAAAAUACGGUAUUGUCGACUACAUGAUUGAGCAGGCUGGUCCUCCAUCCAAACAGAUUCAGGCUACCAAGCAGGUACAAGAAUUUCUGAGGGAUGGGGAUGAUGUCAUCAUCAUUGGUGUCUUUAGUGGAGAGAAUGACAAAACCUAUCAGCUGUAUCAGGAAGCAGCUAAUGGUUUGAGAGAAGAUUAUAAAUUCCAUCACACCUUCAGCAAUGAGAUUGCAAAAUUAUUGAAAGUUUCUCCAGGGAAACUGGUUGUCAUGCAGCCCGAAAAAUUUCAGUCGAAGCACGAGCCCAAGAUGCACGUUCUGAAUCUUAAAGACUCUAGAGAUGGAUCAGAGAUUAAAGAGCACGUGCUAAAACAUGCUUUGCCUCUAGUUGGUCAUCGCAAGCCUUCCAACGAUGGCAAGAGAUACUCCAAGCGUCCUCUGGUGGUUGUCUACUACUCUGUGGACUUCAGUUUCGACUACCGUGUUGCUACUCAGUAUUGGAGAAGCAAAGUCCUGGAAGUGGCUAAAGACUUCCCUGAAUACGUGUUUGCUGUUUCUGAUGAGGAAGAUUAUUCUUCUGAAAUAAAAGAUUUGGGCCUGCUUGAGAGUGGAGAGGAUGUCAACGCUGCCAUUCUGGAUGAAGGUGGCAAGAAGUAUGCCAUGGAGCCCGAAGAGUUUGACUCUGAUGUACUCAGGCAGUUUGUGGUGGCUUUCAAAAAAGGAAAACUGAAGCCAAUUGUGAAGUCCCAGCCAGUGCCAAAAAAUAACAAAGGGCCUGUGAAAGUGGUAGUGGGUAAAACUUUUGAUACCAUAGUGAUGGAUCCAAAGAAUGAUGUUCUCAUAGAGUUCUAUGCCCCAUGGUGUGGACACUGCAAGAAACUAGAACCAGUGUAUAAUGAGCUAGGCAAAAAAUACAAGAAUGAGAAAAAUCUGAUUAUAGCCAAGAUGGAUGCUACUGCCAACGAUGUGACGAAUGACCGCUACAAAGUGGAGGGAUUCCCCACCAUCUACUUUGCUCCAAAGGACAAGAAGAACAACCCAAUUAAAUUUGAAGGCGGGGACAGAGAUUUAGAGCAUUUGAGCAAAUUUAUAGAGGAGCAUGCAACAAAACUCUCCAGAACAAAAGAAGAGCUUUAGAUAAGCUGAGGGUGGAGAAGAAAAGUUGUUUGUACAAUGUAGUUAAAAUCAAGUUACUGACAAAACUUGGUGAGAGAAGAAUUAAGCAGUUUUGAGCAAAGAGAUUCUUGAGCAGUAAAGCAAUUUCAGUAUCUUUUUUUUUAUAUGGCAGAUGAGUUUUUUCCUGGACACUGAACUUAAUACUCUAAUAUGAAUGUCUUAUGUUAGUUACGGUUUUGAUCUUUGGAGAAAAAUACAUCCUUUAUUUUUUGUGACUA
Passer domesticus (house sparrow) is the source of this 2266-nucleotide messenger RNA. It is a transcript of the gene PDIA4, whose product is annotated as protein disulfide isomerase family A member 4. Gene Ontology annotation, molecular function: protein disulfide isomerase activity. Bases 57 to 2009 code for a protein of 650 amino acids. The transcript is spliced from 10 exons. Lineage: Eukaryota; Metazoa; Chordata; Aves; Passeriformes; Passeridae. The record is from RefSeq and is a predicted model, not a curated record. Gene Ontology annotation, biological process: response to endoplasmic reticulum stress; protein folding. Gene Ontology annotation, cellular component: endoplasmic reticulum; endoplasmic reticulum lumen; cell surface.